Messenger RNA from Talaromyces marneffei, 978 nucleotides. RefSeq lists its product as uncharacterized. The transcript is spliced from 6 exons. Gene Ontology annotation, molecular function: D-mannose binding. The coding region runs from base 1 to 978 and encodes 325 amino acids. Gene Ontology annotation, cellular component: endoplasmic reticulum-Golgi intermediate compartment; COPII-coated ER to Golgi transport vesicle; endoplasmic reticulum membrane. The record is from RefSeq and is a predicted model, not a curated record. Gene Ontology annotation, biological process: endoplasmic reticulum to Golgi vesicle-mediated transport; endoplasmic reticulum organization; Golgi organization. NCBI's taxonomy places the organism in Eukaryota, Fungi, Ascomycota, Eurotiomycetes, Eurotiales, Trichocomaceae.
AUGUGGUUCUCUCAAUGGGCUGCCUCAGCCCUGGCAUUGGCCUCGGCGGUAACGGCCGCAGAUACAAAGUAUUGGCAAGACAACACUGAUGUGAAGAUGCUUCCUUUACGAACGCAUAGCUUGGUUCCGCCCUAUCUAGAUUCCGACAUGCAUAGUCGGUGGUGGGAUUUUGGUGGUGAUACUGUUAUUCGUACAGACCAAUAUGUACGACUAACAUCUGAACGACAAUCCCAACAGGGCUGGAUAUUCUCCCGCGUCCCUCUAACCGCGACCAACUGGGAGAUUGAAUUUGAAUUCAAGAUCCACGGAUCAGGCCACUUGCAUGGCGACGGAUUUGCGCUCUGGCUCACCAAAGGCCGUGCCACGCCAGGCCCUGUGUUCGGAUCGGCAGAUCGAUUCGAAGGUCUCGGAAUCUUCUUCGAUACCUACAAGAAUAACCGUCCUGGUACCUCGUUCCCAUACGUUAUGGCCAUGAUGGGAGAUGGACAAACAUCCUAUGACCAGGAGCAUGACGGCAAGGAUAAUGAGUUGGCUGGAUGUUCUGCUCGCGGUAUCCGAGAUGCCGCAAUCCCCACAAAAGCGCGCCUAACCUACUUCCAAGACCGCUCCCUCACGCUCGACCUCCAAUACAAAUCCGACAGCUCCUGGACCGAAUGCUUCUCCCUUAGCGCAGCCGACACAAACAUCGCCAUCCCCUCGGUGGCAUACCUCGGCUUCUCAGGCGAAACAGGUGAAGUCACCGACGUGCACGAUAUUAUUUCCGUGGUUACGCACAACCUUUAUGACUCAAGUACCGCUGCGAGCAGGAAUAGGGGUGGUGCACCGACCAGCCGUGGACGAGGUGGAAAGAAAAAGCAGGCCUCUUCCGGUGGAUGGUUGUGGUUCUUCUUCAAGAUCUUCUUGUUCUUCGGUGUGGUGAUUGGUGCGUAUGUCGGAUUUACGAUUUAUAGGUCGAGUCAGAGGCAGUCUCGCUUCUAA